AUGGACUUUUCAUUUAUAUCAAAGCGGCAAUUCAUUACUACUCAGCAGAAAUUUGCCAUCUACGGCCUUCAGUUCGACGCAGCACUACAAGCAUCAAGCCGUCCAAGUUACUUAUCGAUGCUUCGUACUUGCAAAAAAGUGUUGUCUGAAGCACGUGGCAUCGCCUACUACCGAACAUUCGAAUUUUGGGAUGAAGACGCGCUUUUCGUCUGGCUACGCGACAUUGGCCCGUACAACAGAUCGCAUCUCUGCGGGAUUAUCUUAUAUGAACUGCGCACUUGUCCAGACACGGUUACCCACAAUAUGGUAAUGAGUCGGAUCGCUGCAAUGCUUGAUAACUCUCCGAAUCUCAAGAAAAUCGAGGUGGUCGUUAUUAGAUUCGACGGCGUGAUCGACUUCAGCAAGCGGCUCAAGCUUCACAGAGAUGGACAGCCAAAGCUGCUGGUCACUGAAGCCCGGCACAUAGCUGAAUGGGUGUUCUCAUUCUUCCGCCCCCUCCUGUGUAGUCCUUCCUUCCGCAAUGGGGAUCCUCAGCGGUUAUCUUCCUUGUUGGCGCUUGACAUGCAUGCUUAUUGGCUCUGCGGGCAAAAGGCUGAUUUUCAUCGAUCGAAUUGGACAAAAGAGAUGGCGGACGAAGCAGACGCCUCAUUCUCUGAGCAUCUGGAGCUGCUGCUCGAGAGAAGUCGGAAGAAGAAUCUCCGUCGUCGCCAAAAGAAGCUUCAACGACUCGGCCGAUGUAUUGACCCCACGAAAGGUCCAUCACUUGAGGUGGUCACAAUGUACUCAUCAAGAUUGAAAUAG
This is a messenger RNA of Colletotrichum tamarilloi, 801 nucleotides long. RefSeq lists its product as uncharacterized. The coding region runs from base 1 to 801 and encodes 266 amino acids. The transcript is spliced from 2 exons. The record is from RefSeq and is a predicted model, not a curated record. Lineage: Eukaryota; Fungi; Ascomycota; Sordariomycetes; Glomerellales; Glomerellaceae.